Pocillopora damicornis (cauliflower coral) is the source of this 1160-nucleotide messenger RNA. RefSeq lists its product as uncharacterized. Lineage: Eukaryota; Metazoa; Cnidaria; Anthozoa; Scleractinia; Pocilloporidae. The record is from RefSeq and is a predicted model, not a curated record.
AAAGCCAAACGACGCUGUCAUUUCGUUACAGCACAUUCACCACUUAUAAGCUGCAUGUCGAGUGGCGACGAUCAUCGUAUUUUCUGUGCAGAAUUAAGCUUGGAGUUUGGUAAAUGAAGAUGUUAAUGAAGCCUCCUUCCAUACUCGCCAUUACCGCGCUUCUCCUGUGGAUUGUUUGUAUAAGUCAAAGCGCUGACGAAGAAGAGUGGCUCCAUGACAAUAUUCAAGGGCUUUCAGAGAACGAUGGUUUUGGGCCCGUGGUCCAUCCUUGUUUCAACACCACUAAGAAUCAAACCGUCACCACUCCGGAAGGUCAAAAAAUCCUCUGUUUGGUACCUUCUGAGGAUGACCUGGUGAAGGACCUUGAAGCGUUGGGCGGGUUCAACAGGCGUUAUACGGCCGUCACCAAAGAACAAGUGGACAUGUACUUUGAGGAUCCUUUCAAAACUGACUCAAAGCCGAUCGAAUGGGAAAGUAAAUUCACUGGAAAACGCCGCCGUUCCAUACAUGAAAACGAAGAACGCUCCGCCAGCGAUGAAACGCUUGAACGAAAAAAGAGAAGUGUGAGCGUAGGUGUUCAGAAAUGCGAAAAGAAGGCCACUAGAACAUCUGAGAACUUCUAUCAACUCUGUGAUGAAUGUUGGUAUAUCACACAGCUGCCGCCGAAUAAGUUUCCUCGGUACAUCAACGAAAAAAUUUGUGGCACGACUGGCGCAUCCCUGAUGGAUAUCUGUGCCGGUAAUACAGGCUUUUGUAUCCAAAAAGAAAUUAUCCAAGAUCUCCUUAUCCAGACCAACCAGUAUGAAAAGAUUCCGUCACCUGAUCCUCAGUACAGCGUGGUCUACAAGCAAGUCUGGAAGCCAUUCAGUCAGAAAAUCAGAAGCUGCUGCCAGUGUCAGUCCUUUACGCCGUAGUCUGCAGGCUCAAUUGGAGAGGAGGGAGGAGAGGUAGUUACGAGGAGUUAUUUGUAGAAAUUUGGAAACCAUCACUAGCAUAAUUUUUGUCCGAUGUAGAGGUAUUCUUCGGACGUUCAUCCUGUUGCAUGAAUCUUUCAAGUUCCGUAGAGAAAAUAUAGUUUCUCUUUAUGUACAUGCGAAGAUAGUAUACCCUUUUAUCCUGUGGGUAACUUGCAAUAAAUUUAUUGAAAUCCAUUACUAAUU